AUGACUUCCUAUCUGAUCACCGGGUCCUCUCGCGGGAUUGGCCUUGAAAUCACCCGGCAGCUGGUCGAGUCUAAUGCUGAAAUAACCAUUUUUGCUGCAGCCCGGUCUGCAACUUCGCCUGGGUUUCAAGAUCUGUUGGAAAGGCACCCAACUCAAAUAAUACACGUGCCUUUGGAAGUGACAAGCGAAAAUAGCAUUAAAGCGGCUGUAUCGCUUGUGACCGAAAAGCUUAAUGGCAGGGGCUUGGAUGUGCUCAUUAAUAAUGCGGGCGUCAUGAACGCGGCGCGCCUUGAGGACAUGACCGACCUUGACGAGACUUUCCGGAUCAAUGUCAGCGGCGUGCACUCUGUUACGCGGGCUUUUCUGCCAAUUAUGAGGGAGGGCCGGGAGAAGAAGAUACUAAACAUGUCUUCCACGGUGGGUUCGAUUGCCUUGCAGCCAGACUUUCGCAUGACACCCGUACCUUCAUACAAGGUCACAAAGGCUGCAUUGAAUAUGCUCACGGUGCUUUAUGCCGAUGAACUCAAGGAUGAGGGCUUUACAGUGUUCUGCGUCAGCCCAGGUUGGCUGAAGACUGAGUUGGGGGGUGAACACGCGGAUCUUCCUGUGGAAACUGGGGUCAAGUCAGUGUUGGAAAUUCUUUCGAGUGUUGGUGGAGAGGACAACGGACAGUUUUUCAAUAUUGAGGUGCCAGGAUGGGAGAAAUACCAGCGAGAGAAGGUGCCUUGGUAG
Molecule: messenger RNA, 732 nt
Organism: Aspergillus versicolor CBS 583.65
Lineage: Eukaryota; Fungi; Ascomycota; Eurotiomycetes; Eurotiales; Aspergillaceae
Product: SDR family oxidoreductase
Exons: 4
Coding region: 1-732 (243 amino acids)
Source: RefSeq, a predicted model, not a curated record